AUGAUGUCACCCCCUACAGUCCUUAACCUAGGUGGUCUCCCAGCCAAGACAGACCUAGUAGGACAAAAUGCCCCCAGUAACGAGAAGUUCGAAGUUCUUGAGGAAAGAUUAAGAGCAAUAGAGGGGACAUACGUUUUUGGCAACAUCGAUGCCUCACAAUUGUGUUUGGUGUCUGGUUUAGUCAUCCCUCCAAAAUUCAAGGUGCCAGAGUUUGAGAAGUACGAUGGUUCUUCUUGUCCUAAGAAUCAUCUUAUAAUGUACUGUAGGAAGAUGGCAGCGUACGUCCAAAAUGACAAAUUGUUGAUACACUGCUUUCAAGAUAGUUUAUCUGGUCCGGCCUCUCGUUGGUACAUGCAGUUAGAUAGCUCUAAUGUUGGCUCGUGGAAGAAUCUUGCCGACUCCUUCCUAAAACAAUAUAAGCAUAACAUAGACAUGGCUCCAGAUCGCUUAGAUUUACAGAGGAUGGAGAAGAAGAGUACAGAGAGCUUUAAGGAGUAUGCUCAAAGGUGGAGGGACACGGCAGCUCAAGUCCAACCUCCUUUAACAGAUAAGGAGCUAUCUGCCAUGUUCAUCAAUACCCUAAAACAUCCUUUCUAUGAUCGGAUGAUAGGAAACGCUUCCACAAAUUUCUCUGAUAUUAUGACCAUCGGAGAAAGAAUUGAAUACGGGGUUAGACAUGGGCGAAUAACCAGUACUGUCGAUGAGCCAUUAGCUGCAAAGAAGGCAAGUCAUUCCAAGAAGAAGGAAGGUGAGGUGCAAAUGGUGGGAGCAGACCGACAUUCUUGGAAGCAACAACCGUACAGUCGGACACCGCGAUACACUCCGUAUUAUUACCCAACGCCAUACGGGUAUAAUCAACCAUUUGUGAAUAAUGCAACUUCACAUUACUCCCCUUAUACUUUCCAAAAUUUUCGACCCCCAGCCAGUCAAAAUUUCCAACCUACCCCAGCCAGUCAAAAUUUCCAACCUAGGGGUCAGCAGCAUAAUACACUCUAUACUCAAGAACAACAGACUAAUAGAGGGGCACGUAAACAGACCCAGUUUGACCCAAUCCCCAUGACUUAUACUGAGCUUCUGCCUCAGUUAUUUCAAAAUAAUCAGCUGGCGCCUGUACCUGUAGAUCCGAUCCAGCCUCCAUACCCAAGAUGGUAUGAUACAAAUGCUCGUUGUGACUAUCACGCAGGAGCCAUAGGGCAUUCAACAGAGAACUGCACUGCAUUGAAAUACAGGGUUCAAGCUUUGAUCAAGGCAGGUUGGUUGAACUUUAAAAAAGAAAAUGGGCCUGAUGUAAGUAAGAAUCCGCUGCCGAAUCAUCAGAAUGUCCAAAUAAAUGCAAUCGAAUGCCAAGAGAUCGAGUCGAAGAGUAAGGUUGCCGAUAUUAGAACCCCUAUGGUGGAACUAUUCGAAAUUCUCUUGGGUAGUGGAUAUGUAUCAGUGGAAUACCUAUGCCCAAACCUCAAGUAUAAAGGGUAUGAUGAAAGUCUGACGUGCCCGUUCCACGCUGGGGCAAAAGGUCACUCCCUAGAGCAAUGCAACAGUUUCCGGAUGAAAGUUCAAGAGUUGUUAGACUCAAAAAUCCUUACUGUUGCAAAUUCUCACCAGAAGAAAGGGAUAAAUAUCGUGGAGGAUGUCUCAGUUGCUGAAGGCUCAAGUGAUGCUCUUAAGCCAAAAUGUCUCACCAUCUUUUACAGUGAAAAGCCAAAUGCACCCAACUGCAGUCGGAAACCAAUCACUAUCACGGUCCCAGCUCCUUUCGAGUAUAAAAGUUCCAAAGCAGUGCCUUGGAAAUAUCAGUGCAAGGUAACUGUAGGGCAAGAUGUAUCAUCUCCUCCACUCCCAAUUGACAAUAUUACCGGAGUGGGAGGUUUGACACGAACUGGGAGAUGUUAUACACCGGAUAGCCUGCUAAAGUGCGUGAAUGAAACUACUAGUGAAAAGAAUAAAGAGAAAGCAAGUGAGAAGAAGAAGGAGAAAGUGGAAGAGGAUAAGAAAGGGAAGGCCAAACUCCACGAGGAUGUCCAUGAUGAACUGGUGGAGGCAAUUGUUGUAAAGGAUGUAAGUCCUAAACAACCCAUGUCUGAGGAAGAGACUCAAGAGAUUCUGAAGCUAGUGAAGCAAAGUGAAUACAAAGUUAUUGAACAAUUAGGUCGGACACCCGCAAAGAUCUCUAUAUUAUCUUUAUUGUUAUCCUCUGAAGCGCAUCGGAAUGCACUGUUGGAGGCCUUGAAACAGGCUUUCGUUUCACAAGAUAUCACAGUGGAUAAUUUGAGCAACGUUGUGGGGAAUAUAAGCGCUAGCUCCAUCACUUUUACAGAUGAGGAGAUACCACCAGAGGGUACAGGACAUACCAAAGCUCUCCACAUCUCAAUUAAGUGUAAAAAYUUCCUAAUAGCAAAAGUCCUUGUGGACAAUGGAUCUUCUUUAAACAUAAUGCCAAGAUCCACGCUAGAGAAGUUACCCGUUGAUAUGUCCCAUAUGAGACCUAGUACUGUGAUAGUAAGAGCUUUCGAUGGAGCUCGCAGCGCUGUUGUUGGGGAUAUUGAGAUCCCGAUCCAGAUAGGUCCUUGCACCUUUGACAUAACAUUUCAGGUUAUGGACAUCACAUCAGCUUAUAGUUUCUUGUUGGGGCGACCGUGGAUACAUUCGGCAGGAGCAGUUCCAUCCACUUUACAUCAGAAAAUUAAGUUUGCGGUUGACCAAAAUGUUGAUUAUAGAGACUUGAAUCGUGCAAGUCCAAAAGACAACUUCUCGCUUCCUCAUAUCGAUGUGCUGGUUGAUAAUACUACUGGGUUCUCAACCUUCUCCUUUAUGGAUGGGUUCUCAGGCUACAAUCAGAUCAAGAUGGCACCUGAGGAUCGUGAAAAAACCACAUUGAUUACGCUAUGGGGAACUUUCUGCUACAAAGUUAUGCCAUUUGGGCUAAAAAAUGCUGGGGCAACCUACCAGCGUGCCAUGGUUACUCUCUUUCAUGACUUGAUGCACAAAGAAAUUGAAGUUUACGUGGAUGAUAUGAUUGCCAAGUCAAAACAGGGCGAGGAGCACACAACUAUUUUAAGGAAGCUGUUUGAUCGAUUGAGGAAGUUCAAAUUGAAACUCAAUCCCAACAAAUGCAUAUUUGGGGCAACCACUGGAAAACUCCUUGGUUUUGUAGUAAGCCAAGAAGACAUUAAAGUUGACCUGGAUAAAGUCAAAGCAAUCUUAGAGAUGCCACCUCCACAGACGCAGAAAGAAGUCAGAGAAUUUCUAGGACGACUCAACUACAUCGCAAGGUUAAUAUCUCACUUAACAGCAACUUGCGAACCCAUCUUUAAAUUGCUCCGCAAGAACAACGAUGGGGUAUGGAGUGAAGAUUGUCAAGCAGCAUUCGAUAAGAUUAAGCAGUAUUUGCAAGACCCUCCAAUUCUUGUGCCACCAACUCCAGGACGACCCCUUAUUUUGUAUCUCACAGUGACUGAAAACUCAAUGGGAUGUGUACUGGGGCAGCAUGAUGAUUCAGGCAGGAAAGAACAGGCUAUAUAUUAUUUAAGUAAGAAGUUCACCGAUUGCGAGACUAGAUACUCUCAAGUAGAAAAAACUUGUUGUGCUCUAGCUUGGGCUACUCGACGUCUAAGACAAUACAUGUUGUAUUAUACCACAUGGCUCAUUUCAAAGAUGGACCCCAUAAAGUACAUUUUUGAAAAGCCGUCUCUCUCGGGUCGAAUUGCAAGGUGGCAGGUCCUCUUGUCCGAAUAUGAUAUUGUUUAUGUUACUCGAAAGGCUAUUAAGGGGAGUGCUUUGGCCGACUACCUAGCUCAACAACCUAUAAAUGACUACAUACCGGUAAAGUUCGAUUUUCCAGAUGAGUAUAUCUCCACCAUAACUGCAAGUGAGGAAAGUUUAGACCCGCAAACUUGGACCAUGAUGUUUGAUGGUGCCUCUAACGAGUUAGGUCAUGGGAUUGGGGGUAUUUUGAUAUCACCCAAAGGGGAACUAUACCCUCUUACCGCUAGAUUAUGUUUUGACUGCACACAUAAUAUGGCCGAGUAUGAAGCAUGCUCGAUGGGCGUCCAAGCUGCUGUUGAUAUGAAGGUUAAGAAACUUAAAGUUUUUGGGGAUUCUAUGCUAGUAAUUCAUCAACUAAGAGGAGAAUGGGAAACAAGAGACGUUAAGUUGUUGCCUUACAAACAACUCAUAACAGAAUUGUCACAAGAAUUUGAUGAAAUCUCAUUUGAUUAUUUGCCAAGAGAAAAUAAUCAAGUAGCAGAUGCAUUGGCCACAUUAGCGGUGAUGUUCAAUUUAGAACUCAAUGAGGAUGUCAGUCCGAUUAAAGUUGGGAGGAGAGAUGUCCCAGCUUCUUGUAUGAGCAUUGAGGAAGAACCCGACGGUAACCCCUGGUUUCAUAACAUCAAGUAAUAUAUAAAGAGUAAAGAGUAUCCACCAAAUGCUUCAGAAAAUGAUAAGCGCACCCUUCGCAAGUUGGCAAUGAAGUUUUUCUUAAACGGAGAGAUAUUGUACAAGAGAAACCAUGACAUGGUUCUCCUAAGGUGCGUCGAAGGAAGAGAUGCCAAUAGGAUUAUGGAAGAAGUUCAUGAAGGAGUGUGUGGCACUCAUGCAAAUGGACACAUGAUGGCUAGACAAAUUUUAAGAGCUGGCUAUUACUGGCUGACUAUAUAGACAGAUUGUAUUAAAUAUGCAAGAAAAUGUCACAAAUGUCAAAUUUACUCGGACAAGACUCAUGCUCCUGCUUCUCAUUUGCAUACUUUGACAGCUCCUUGGCCUUUCUCUAUGUGGGGCAUGGAUCUGAUAGGACCUAUCGAACCUAAAGCAUCAAAUGGGCACCGAUUCAUUUUGGUAGCCAUAGAUUAUUUUACUAAAUGGGUAGAAGCAGCUUCUGACCGAGAUGUGACAAAAGGAGUUGUAGUCAAAUUCAUCAAGAAUGAAAUUAUUUGUCGUUAUGGUCUUCCUCAAACCAUAAUUUCCGAUAAUGCAAGGAAUUUGAACAACAAAUUGAUGAGUGAGCUCUGUGAGCAUUUUAAGAUCAAACAUUUCAACUCAACCCCUUAUCGACCUAAGAUGAAUGGUGCAGUAGAAGCCGCCAACAAAAACAUAAAAAGAAUAGUUGAAAAGAUGACUGUAACUUACAGAGACUGGCAUGAAAUGCUUCCAUUUGCCUUACAUGGUUACCGCACCUCAGUUCGUACUUCAACUGGGGCAACGCCAUUUUCUUUAGUUUAUGGUAUGAAAGCUGUUCUCCCUAUUGAAGUAGAAAUUCCAUCAUUGAGAGUUAUCAUGGAAGCUAAGUUACAAGAGGCUGAGUGGGUCCAAAGACGUUAUGAGCAGCUAAACUUUGUAGAAGAAAAGAGGUUGACGGCAUUAUGCAGAGGACAACUUUAUCAAAGAAGAAUGAUGAAAGCGUAUGACAAGAAGGUGCACCCAAGAAGGUUUAGAGAGGGAGAUUUAGUUCUAAAAAUAAUUCUCCCAUUACAGAAAGAUCAUCGAGGCAAAUGGACCGCGAAUUAUGAAGGACCAUUUGUGGUGAAAAAGGCUUUCUCCGGAGGAGCACUAGUUCUGGCCAACAUGGAUGGCACUGAAUUUUUAAAUCCAGUCAACUCAGAUCAUGUUCGAAAAUAUUAUGCAUAG
Momordica charantia (bitter melon) is the source of this 5619-nucleotide messenger RNA. The record is from RefSeq and is a predicted model, not a curated record. NCBI's taxonomy places the organism in Eukaryota, Viridiplantae, Streptophyta, Magnoliopsida, Cucurbitales, Cucurbitaceae.